This is a messenger RNA of Brenthis ino (lesser marbled fritillary), 654 nucleotides long. The record is from the annotation of a GenBank genome assembly. Lineage: Eukaryota; Metazoa; Arthropoda; Insecta; Lepidoptera; Nymphalidae.
AUGCUAGCAAUAAUUGCACUAAUAUUUGAUCCAUUGGGUUUAUUAUCACCUUGUGUCAUACGCAUGAAAAUGUUGUUACAACAUCUUUGGCUUAAAGGCUUAAAUUGGGAUGAUCAAUUAACAGCUAAGGUUGGCACUGAGUGGGCCAACCUGAUUAAAAAUUUACCAGCUAUUAAUAAUAUUCAUAUACCGCGUCGUGUCACUUGUGAUGCUUACCAACACUUCGAAAUUCACGUAUUUGUAGAUGCUUCGGAGAAAGCUUAUGGCGCUUGCUUGUAUAUUCGCAGUGUAAAUAGGCAAGGUGAUGUCAGCGUGCACUUAGCAAUGGCUAAAAGUCGCGUCACGCCGAUUAAACCGACGGCUAGAAGUCUAUUUACGGCCCGCGCUGCGCUAUCAUUCCGCCUCGAGCAAACAACUCUGUUUAUGGUGUCACACUCUAAAAGACGCUGCAACAGAAUUACUGGAUAUAACGUCAGUGAUUGGAUGAACCCUCUAUGUUUUAAUAUUGAGAUCGCGCGUAAAAGUGAAAUAAAACCUAAUUGGACAAAUGUCUGGACACUAGAUCAUUUAUGGGCUCUUUCAUUACACACAUUAACGAAGAGUAACUUGCGAGUAAUUGCUACGCUGCGGCGCUUCGAUAUACGAUUAAUUGCU